GUUGGCAGUUGCGUCCCGAGAUUAUGGCCUGUCCUACAUCAGAAGCCAUUUCUCACAUUAUAGAUAUUAUUUCUGAGUUGGUAGUCUGUGCUAGUGGUGUCCUUGUGAAGAAUGAUAGUUUCAAGGAGCUUGCAGCUUACAUGGAAAGAAUUGUACCAAUCUUGAAAGAAUUGAAGACAAAAAAAGUCAGUGAUUCUGAGGCCUUUACCAAUGCCAUUGACGUUCUGAAUCGUGAAAUUAGAGAUGCAAGACAAUUUACUCAAGAAUGCUGCCAGAAGAGCAAGGUAUACCUCCUAGUGAAUGGCAUGUCAAUCAAGAAGCGUUUACAGAAGACAAUGCGUGAGAUCAGCCGGACAUUUGAUCUUCUUCCUUUGGCCAUGUCGGAUCUUUCUUCUAACACAAUUGAAGCAAUUGGAAAGCUCUGUGAUGAUAUGCAGAAAGCUGAGUUUAAGACAACUGUAGCAGAAGAGGAGAUUUUGGAGAAAAUUGAGUCAGGGAUUCAGGAAAAUGGCGUUGAUCGCUGCUACGCUAAUAAUUUGCUGAUCCAAAUUGCUGUUGCUGUUGGGGCUACUACAGAGAGGUCAGCAUUGAAGAAGGAACUUGAAGAUUUUAAGAUUGAAGUUGAAAAUUGCCGCCUGAGGAAAGACGAGGUUGAAGCUAUGUACAUGGAUCAGAUCAUUGCUUUGUUGGAAAGAGCUGAUGCAGCAUCAUCGCCAAGGGAAAAGGAACUUAAAUACCUUUCCAAGCGGAAUUCUUUGGGCAGUCAAACAUUGGAGCCUCUUCAAUCAUUUUAUUGCCCCAUAACCCAGGAAGUUAUGGAGGACCCUGUUGAAACUUCAUCAGGGAAGACAUUUGAGAGAAGUGCAAUAGAAAAAUGGUUUGCUGAAGGAAAUAAACGAUGUCCUCUGACCAUGACUCCUUUAGACACAUCGGUUUUACGAUCUAACAAAAUCUUGAAACAAUCAAUAAAAGAAUGGAAGGAUAGAAAUACGAUGACAACAAUUGUUUUGACAAAAGAAAAACUCCAUUCAGAAGAUGAUGAUGAAGUGCUACAUUGUCUAGGAAAUCUACAGGAUUUGUGCGAACAGAGUGAACUGCACAGGGAAUGGCUGAUGCUGGAGAAUUACAUACCAGUUCUCAUCCAGAUUCUUGGUGCUAGAAAGCAUGAUGUAAGAAACCGGGCUCUAGCCAUCCUUAACAUGUUGGCAAAGGAUAGUGAUGAUGCUAAGGAAAGAAUUGCCAACAUUGAUAAUGCAGCUGUAUCUAUUGUUCAUUUACUUGGACGCCGUGCGGGGGAAAGGAAGCUGGCGGUGGCAUUACUACUGGAAUUAUCCAAGUUGGAUUUGGUGCGAGAGGAAAUUGGAAAGGUUCAAGGUUCUAUACUGCUACUUGUGGCUAUGUCCGGCAGUGACGAUAACGAAGCUGCCAGAUAUGCAAAGGAGCUUUUGGAGAAUCUAUCAUACUCAGAUAACAAUGUUUUAAAGAUGGCAAGGGCAAAUUAUUUCCAGCCUCUUGUACAUCGUCUCUCCACAGGACCAGAUGAUGUGAAAAUGAUUAUGGCAACAGCCCUUGCGGAAAUGGAGUUAACCAACCUCAAUAAAGCAUCUGUGUUUGAAGGUGGUGUCCUGGAUCCUCUUCUCCAUUUAGUUUCACAUUCUGAUAUUCAAGUGAAAACAGUGGCCAUUAGGGCUUUGCGUAAUCUAUCCAGUUUGAAGGAAAAUGGUCUGGAGAUGAUUCGACAAGGAGUGGUACGCCCCAUGCUUGACCUUCUAUUCCAGGCUGGCCUGCUAUCCUUAAGUUUAAAGGAACACAUAUCAGCCAUAAUCAUGCAACUUGCGGUUUCAACCAUCUCUAAAGAUGGCCAGGCACCAACGUUAUUGUUAGAAUCUGACGAAGAUGCUUUAAAACUCUUCUCUUUAAUUAGUUUCACGAGGCCCGAUGUGCAGCAAAACAUUUUACAGACCUUCUAUGCGUUGUGUCAGUCCCCCUCAGCCUCAUUUAUCAGGGGCAAGUUAAGAGAGUGGUCAGUUUUUGAAGUUUUGGUUCAGCUCUGUCAGGAGGAGAAUCUAAAUCUACGGGCAAGUGCUGUAAAGCUGUUUGCUUACUUGGUGUGCGAUGAAGCCAGCAUCCCGGAAAACGUAAAUCAGAAAUGUGCUGAAGCUAUGCUCCAGAUCCUGAGAUCUUCUUCAGAUGAAGAGGAAAUUUCUUUUGCCCUGGGCAUACUACGUUAUCUUCCAAAAGUUCACCAGAUCACGCAGUGGCUUCUGGACGCUGGAGCACUUCGUAUCAUAUAUAAUCAUCUUCAAGAUUGGAAGGACACAGAUUGCCAAAAGAGCAAGUUGGUAGAGAAUGCUGUUGGGGCCUUGAGUCAAUUCACUGUUUCAACAAACCUAGAGUGGCAAAAGAGUGCUGCUGAAACCGGGGUUAUAUCUGUUCUAGUGCAUUUGCUUGAAUGUGGAACCGCAUCAACAAAACAGCAAGCGGCAUCAUCUCUGGCUCAAUUUUCAAAGAGUUCACUUGGUCUGAGCAGACCAGCAUCCAAGCCCAAGGGCCUUUGGUGCUUCUCAGCUCCAACACAAAUUAGCUGCUUGGUUCAUGGAGGAAUAUGUGCUGUCAAGUCAUCAUUUUGCCUUGUUGAGGCGGAUGCAGUGAGGCCAUUAGUGAGGACACUCGGGGAAUCUGAUCCAGGAGCUUCUGAGGCUUCUUUAGAUGCACUAUUGACAUUAGUCGAAGGAGAAAGACUGCAAAGUGGUAGUAAAGUGCUUGAAGAAGCAAAUGCCAUACCAGUAAUAAUCCAAUGUCUUAAUUCCACUUCUCCUGGACUACAAGAGAAGUCUCUACAUGCUGUGGAAAGGAUUUUUCGGCAAGUGGAGUUCAAGCAGUUGUAUGGAGCCUCAGCUCAUAUGCCUCUAGUUGAUUUAACUCAAAGAGGAACUGAUCAUGUGAGAUCUCUGGCAGCUAGAGUUUUGGCACAUUUAAACGUGCUUCAUUAUCAGUCUUCUUAUUUCUAAAGAAAACCGAUGAUCACAUUCAUGCACUGAGGAGCUAAAAGGCCGUGAUUAUGAAUGACAUCGACAAUCAGGUAUUCUUAGGAUACUUGUUAGCAAAAGAUGUGCAGGAUUGAACAGAAUCAUUUCAGAGUCACAUGGAUAUGGCAUACUUUCUAUCACCUUUGAUAUGCUUGUGUCUUUCUAUCAUUGAUUUGGUCUAUCCUUGGCAAACCUAGUCCAAAGGAAGGACGUGACCGUAAGUCUACAUGCAUGAUAUAGUUAUUUUAGAGGCGAUAUCCUUAUCUCUUGAUAAUUUGCUUGGUCUAUCCAUUAUGUCAUCUCUGCAACAGCAUAACAUGGCUUCAGCAUCUAGGAGAACCCAACUUGGUGUUUCUGAAUCUGGCUGAACUUUUGAUCAAUGUUGAGCCUUUUUCAUUUUGUUACUUCUCAUGUAAAAAUCAUAUAGACACUGGACAUUGUACAAUAAGUGACCAACAUCCAGUUUGAGCCGUUGUCCUUUGGGAGUAGCAGCACCAUGAACUGUUGGAGUAGGGACUUACUCGGGGCUUAUAUUGAAUGUCCCAGAUAGUUUGUACAUUAUUGUAUUGUCUUGAUUCUUGUCCAAAAGGAAAGACUAUAGUUCUCUUUCC
Neltuma alba is the source of this 3640-nucleotide messenger RNA. Its product is annotated as U-box domain-containing protein 44. The coding region runs from base 24 to 3011 and encodes 995 amino acids. Gene Ontology annotation, biological process: cell surface receptor signaling pathway; protein ubiquitination. The transcript has 4 exons. Gene Ontology annotation, molecular function: protein binding; ubiquitin-protein transferase activity. Lineage: Eukaryota; Viridiplantae; Streptophyta; Magnoliopsida; Fabales; Fabaceae. The record is from RefSeq and is a predicted model, not a curated record.